ACAUCAACCAGCUGCCAGAAGAUGGCCCCCUUGCCUCUGCUGUACAAUAAAAUGAGAUAUUUCGCAAUGAGUUUUAGACGAAGGCAGAAAAUGCCCGGAUUAGAUCAUAAACAACCAUUGAUCCGCAGCGAUGGUGACACUCAAGGUUGUAUAUCAAGUGCAUUUUAGAACAUCGUGUUCAGAAUAAAAGGGUUAUGGAUUGAGCUGGAUGACCGUUCAGCUGAUUGACAACCACGAACCUUUCUUUGCCUACAGCGGGACAGUAUCUUCCAUGUGGUAUUGAAGAGGAGAGGAAAAAGCUUCUUGGUGACCUGCUAGAGGGAUUUCAAGGACCAGGAAGAGCCCCAAACAACUCCAAAUAAGGAGACCAGAACACAGGGAGACCAUAAAAACAAGGAGAUUGAGUUGGAAUAAUAGACUAUAUAUCUACACUGAUGACACAACCUUCUACUUAUAUUCUUCCAACUCCAACAAGCUGGAAAACGUAGAACAUUGGAUCCCACAUUUUAUUUCGCCAACCUAAAGAUUUUUAGAGUUUUCUGUGACCCAUAGAGUAGCCUAAACCAAAUCCAUGUUUCUAGACAGAAUCCAAUCCUAGUAAGUGGCAACCCUAAAGCAGCCAGCCACUUCCCUCCUGUGGGCCCGACCCACCUCUUGGGAACCAGUGAGUUGGUGGAGAACAACAUUGUGAGGGAGAGGAUGGGCAACAAGAGCACCAGCCCCCCUAGAGACCCAGACACUGAGACGACUCAGAGAGAGGAAGCAAACAACACGGAGGCUGCCUCAGGAAGUGGCCCCCCAGGCCCCAGCCCUGACCUGCUAGCCUCACUACAGUCUUUGGGAGAACACAGUGACCACACACUGCUGCCACAGUCUCUACACCAGAUAGCAGAGGCCUACUCCCUGGAAGAGGAAUAUCAGUGGGCAGUGCAGUUCCUGCAGUUGGAGAGGCUAUAUCAUGAGCGCCUCCUGUCCAACCUCACUGCCCUGCAGGAAGACUGGGAGAGCCGGUGUAAAAAGUGUAACAGAGCAGCGGAGAGCACCUCACCAGGUGAAACCAACAACAUUGGACAGGAACACAUAGAAAUACUGAGCCAGAUCUGCAGGACGCACCAGAGGCCAAUGCUUAGUGUGGAAAAGAGCAUGGCAGACACAGUGCUGAAAGACAACCACAACACCAAGGAGCAAUGUGAGAGGAAUGAGAGAGAAACAUCACCAUCCCACCAUGGAAAAGUCAGAGGCAGCAACCCUGUAAGACAGGGUGAGGAGGAUUUUGAGCAGACCACAUCAACAGGAGCUGACUCUGCCAUGGCUGAGAAGGAGGGAGGAGUGGAGGGGGGAGAGGGAGGAGUGGACGAGAUGGAGGCGGAAGGGCAGGAGGUGGAUGAAGAGGAGGUGUUUGAGGAGAGCCCAGAAGAGGAGGUGCAGGUGGUGGAGUGGCCAGCGGGGGUUCCCCAAGCCUCAGCCAAAGACCUGGUCAAACUUUCUCAUGUGGAGGAGAGCUCCUCACCAGAUGGCCUGGUGUCCAUUCUGAAAAGGAGGAGGGCGUCGUUAGAUGGCCUGCCCCCAGAGGGUCCCGAUGCAGCCAAACAGAACUCCAAACGCAAGGUGCGCUUCAGCGAGCCAGAGGAUGGCAUGGAACCAGACGAGGUGGGUGGAGACUCUUGUUUGAUCCUGCUGUUGUUGUGCUUAGUAACCGUGGUGAUCAGUCUGGGCGGGACUGCUCUGUACUGCACCCUAGUGGACACCUACAGUAGUAUCUGCACCGACUUCUCUCACAACGUGGACUUUUACGUGGUCCAAGUACGUCACUUCCUGGACGGGCUCAGACACUGGCUGUCCAUACGCUCAUAGUCCGCACAGUCUACUGGAGCAGUAAGGACAUACAGUCGCCUGCUGCAGCACAAUAUGGACUCAUACAGAAGCCCACCUACUGCUACAGUCUAGGGACUCUUAUGAAACCCUAGGAGGAAGACAAGCAAGAAUAUACUGUAAGACUGGUAACACUACUGGUUGGAGAGAAUGAUUUAGGUGAAGUCAGACACUGGCUCCCCAUACUGUCCAAGCCAGGGAAUAGAUUCAUACUGUAUGAACUGCUCUGAGACUGAGACAAGAGGGAGCACUUGACCCUAGUCCCAGUAUGAAUUAGAGAAGGUCAUUGAAGUUCUGGGGUAGGGUCUGAAAUAGAGACUGAACGGGCUUGUGAGCAUUGAUCUAACAGGAGGCACAGGUGCAGACAUUUCAUAUGCAGACCAAACUGUUUCCGGAACACUGCCUCCUCUUGUUUUUGACCAGAAGUUUUUAACCUCAAGAUGGACACAGCACAAAAGAGCCCCCAAAAACAUGCAAAGGAACAAAACAUAGCAUUGUAAAAUAUAUUAUAGUUGGAUUUUUUAUCAAAAAUAUGUUUAUCUGAAUUUGAAAGCCUCAUGGUAAAAUUUGGGGUACAGUAUGCAAAUAAAAAAAUACAUUUUGGGGAUUGAAAGGACACUUUUUUAUUAUCAACGUUUCUGUGUUUUUCAUGACAAGUCUUCUCGACUCCUUGACUUGUCAAAUGUAGCCUACAUGUUGUACAUUUUACAGCUGUUUUUGUACAUGGAGACAUGGGUUUAGAAUUACUCUUACAUUCCUCUGAAGGUACGCAAGGUUGUUGACCACUGCAAAUGAAAGUCAUUUGGGACGAAUGGCUCUCUGGAAUUGGCACAUUGUUAAGUCAUUUGUUGAAAACAGAGUAAUAUCAAUACAAAUAUGCAUGAAAGAUACUGUAUGUAUGGCUCUUGGUAUGACAAUAUGAACAAAGUUUAAUGUUCAUACAGCAAUGCAUUUUAAUGUAGUCAUGAUAUUUAGUACUGUACUGAUUACUCCAAUAUUUCAGGCACUUAUGUUAACUUUUUUGUGCUGGUCAAUAUUGUUAUGUACUGUAACCAUACAUUUGUCUUUUAUUCUAUGAGUCUAUUUUAAUGUAUUCAAUACAAAUCCAUUUCCUUGCCUUGGUGAAUAAACUUUGUUUGCUUUUA
Messenger RNA from Salmo salar (Atlantic salmon), 3017 nucleotides. RefSeq lists its product as uncharacterized. Gene Ontology annotation, cellular component: trans-Golgi network; transport vesicle; plasma membrane. Gene Ontology annotation, biological process: positive regulation of Golgi to plasma membrane protein transport. Gene Ontology annotation, molecular function: connexin binding. The record is from RefSeq and is a predicted model, not a curated record. Lineage: Eukaryota; Metazoa; Chordata; Actinopteri; Salmoniformes; Salmonidae.